AUGUCUGACGACAAUACCCGCCGCCACUGGCACGGAAACCCCGGCGACCGUCACCAGCACCUUAAUGUCUGGAUGAACGGUGGUGCCAAGAGUCCUAGUGGCCGCGCUGCGUGGGCAAUGCCAAUAGUGCCUGGCACGGACAAUAGAAGGGACUCAAAUACCUCCACCUCCUCAAACGGAAACAAACAAGCCGAAGGCACCUCGCCGAUCCCCCAAAGCCUAGGUGAACGUCGCCGAAGCUCAACCGGCUCUUCCCACGGUCUCUUCUCGAACUUGCAAACCCAGAAGCGUGAACCUACAACCGCGGAUAUGGCUACUCGUCGCGCGAGCUGGAAUGAGCAGGCUGCUAAGGGGGGUAUGUUCUCGAAGUGGUGGGAGGGAUACACCCGGGGCAGUGGUAGCAAGUAG
Messenger RNA from Penicillium hordei, 408 nucleotides. RefSeq lists its product as uncharacterized. The transcript is spliced from 2 exons. NCBI's taxonomy places the organism in Eukaryota, Fungi, Ascomycota, Eurotiomycetes, Eurotiales, Aspergillaceae. The coding region runs from base 1 to 408 and encodes 135 amino acids. The record is from RefSeq and is a predicted model, not a curated record.